Molecule: messenger RNA, 2683 nt
Organism: Mangifera indica (mango)
Lineage: Eukaryota; Viridiplantae; Streptophyta; Magnoliopsida; Sapindales; Anacardiaceae
Product: putative receptor protein kinase ZmPK1
Exons: 1
Coding region: 73-2517 (814 amino acids)
Biological process (GO): protein phosphorylation; recognition of pollen
Molecular function (GO): ATP binding; protein serine/threonine kinase activity
Source: RefSeq, a predicted model, not a curated record
UAUUUAUUAUGAACCAAGAACACAGAGUACGAUUCACAACAAGAGUUGAACUCUAAACCAAGCUCAACAAGGAUGACACACCGAGCAUUGAUCUUUCCAAAAUUUCCCACUCUUCUCAGUGUUCCACUGAUCUUCCUCAUCUCUUUUGAAUCUUCAUAUAGCCAAAGCUUGUUGCAAAAGGGCUCUUCUCUCUUAGUUGAAGAUAGCUCACAUGUGUACUUAACCUCCCCAGACAAAACUUUCACCUGUGGCUUCUACAGUCUUGGCGAAAAUGCUCACUGGUUCUCAAUCUGGUUCACCAAUGCAAAAGAUUCAACUGUUGUUUGGAUGGCUAACCCUGAGAGACCAGUCAAUGGCAAGGGCUCAAAAGUUUCUUUGCAACACAAUGGUGAUAUGGUCCUAAAGGAUGUUGAUGGCUCAGUGAUUUGGACUACUAACACCCCCACUACUGGUGCUGACAAGGCUGAGCUUUUGGAAUCUGGAAAUCUUGUUCUGAAGGAUACAGAUGGUAACAUUCUAUGGCAAAGCUUUGAUUUUCCUACUGAUACUUUGCUUCCUAACCAACCCUUUACAAAGAGGAAAAAGUUGGUCUGUAGAUCAGGGCCAGGAGCCUUUGCUACUGGGUACUUUAGCUUACAUUUUAACGAUGAAAAUGUGUUAAGCUUGAUAUAUGAUGCUCCUGAUAUUUCAGGCGUGUAUUGGCCUGAUCCUGAUAAAGAUGUGCUCAAAAUUGGAAGAACAAAGUACAACAGUAGUGCAGUUGCUGUUUUAGAUGAAAGAGGUAACUUCUUGUCAAGUGAUAGGCUGCAAUUCAGUGCUUUGGACAUGGGUUUUGGGAUCAAAAGAAGGCUAACAAUAGAUCAUGAUGGGAAUCUCAGGCUUUAUAGCCUCAAUAAUCUGACAGGACACUGGAUGGUUUCAUGGAUAGCUCUUCUGCAGCAAUGUCAUGUCCAUGGAGUUUGUGGCAAAAAUGGGAUCUGUGCUUAUGCACUAGAUAAGCCAAAGUGUUCAUGUCCCCCAGGGUUUGAGGUAACUGAGCCAGGCAAUUGGAGCAAAGGGUGCAAGCCUAAGUUCAACAGAAGUUUAACUACAAACUCCAAGCAAGUGAAUUUCAUCACACUUCCAAGCGUCAAUUUCUGGGGAUUUGAUCUCAAUUUCAUCCAGUCUUCAACAAAAGAUGAUUGUAUGAAGCUUUGCUUAGACGAUUUCCGGUGUGAAGCAUACACCUACAGGCUAACAGAAGAAGGUCGUUGCAACACAAAAAGUGCUCUUUUCAAUGGUCAUAGCUCUCCCAAUGUUCGGACCACCACCUAUAUAAAAGUUCCAGGCAAUUUUCAGCCAUCUGGGGUCACUAGUUCAACUGACAUAAAGCAAAUUUGCAAGUUAAGAAAGUCUAAUAUUACCGUAGAAUCUCCUGUGUACCACUUUCCUGGUGAGUCUAGUCAUAGUGUGAUAUGGACUUGUCUCUACAGCUUUGUCUUUGGUCUUGGAGCAAUUGAACUUUUAGUUCUAGGAUCAGGUUGGUGGUUCCUUUUCAGAAGACAUGGUGUGCCAUCUGUAGUUGAAGAUGGAUAUCAAGCACUUUCAAGCCAAUUCAGGAGCUUUAGUUACUCUGAACUCAAGAAAGCAACACAAAAAUUCAAGGAAGAGCUUGGCAGAGGAGCCUUUGGAGUUGUGUAUAAAGGUGUUUUAGCAGAUGAAAGGGCGGUCGCCGUCAAGAGACUUGGAGAUAUCUAUCAAGGAGAAGAAGCAUUUUGGGCUGAAGUGAGUAUAAUUGGAAAAAUUUAUCACAUGAACCUGGUGAGAAUGUGGGGAUUUUGUUCAGAAGCCAAUCACAAACUCUUAGUCUAUGAGUAUAUAGAAAAUUUAUCCCUUGACAAACACUUAUUCUCUUCAGGAAGUUUUCUUGGAUGGAAAGAAAGGUUUAAAGUUGCCCUGGGAACAGCUAAGGCAUUAGCCUAUCUUCACCAUGAAUGUCUAGAAUGGGUUAUUCAUUGUGAUGUGAAACCUGAAAACAUACUCCUGGACAGUGAAUUUGAACCCAAAAUUUCAGAUUUUGGACUGGCCAUGCUGUCCCAGAGAGGCAAACAAACUUCAGGAGUCUCUAGGAUUCGCGGUACAAAGGGUUACAUGGCCCCAGAGUGGACUAUGAAUCUCCCUAUUACUUCCAAGGUUGAUGUUUACAGCUAUGGGGUGGUGAUUCUUGAAAUGGUGAAGGGAAUUCGGGUUUCACAUCUGAUGGUUGAGGAAGGUGAUGAGGAGCAAGAAGUUGAGUUGAAUAGAAUUGUCAAGACAGUGAAACGGAAAAUGCAGUUUGGGGAGGACAAUUGGAUAGAGGAAAUGGCUGAUCAAAGAUUGAAUGGACAUUUUAGCAGAAGCCAGGCUGCAAAAUUGGUUGAAAUUGGGAUAUCUUGUAUGGAGGAAGAUAGAAACAAGCGACCAACAAUGGAAUCAAUAGUCCAGGCUCUUUCAGAAUGUGAAGCUGAAACUGAAAUCCAUUGUGUAGACAAUCAGUAGCUGCAACAUUUGAGUAAAAUGUGUUCUCUGUUUUAAGUGUUCAUGUAUUUUGUGUUUUCUAGAUAAAUAAGUUGCAACUUUUAUCAUGUAAGAUUAAGUCAUGACUGUCUUUGAAAUGUAUUUGAGGAUGCGAAUAAGAGAAUAUGUAAUGUUUGUAUUAUAUGUA